AUGGAAUCGACCGAGUCCUCUUACUUACUUUCUGUUCACACAGCCCCGCAUGGUGCGAACAACGCCUCUAUCCCCUCUUCUGAAUCAACUGCAUCACCUGGAUUCUCCCCGCCCGUUCAUUUUGAAGCAACCAUUCCACGAAAAGAUUCUCAGUCGAAGUCACCUAUGGCGCCAAAUUUUGCGCCAAAUGACGCGCCGAAGCCUACGACGGUCGAGUUCACGACGAGUAGAGAUUAUGACAAUGAAAGCGACUCGAAGCGGAGCUACCAUGAGCUAAGCGAGGAUGGUGAUCUCGAUCGCCCUCGAAACCUUAUCGACGAAGUUUACGAUGUCGAGAAACGACGACAUCAUCCGGUGAAAAGAAUCAAGAUACAGGAAACGCCUACAUCUGGAACACCAAGCCAGACAAUCAAGGGUUCUGGUAUUAGUGAGCUUAGUAAAUUUAUGAAAGAGGGACAAGCAGGUUCUGUCUCGGCUCCAGUGGGUUCGCCCGUGGUUGAUUUGACCGCGGUCUCUCCGAAAGGGAAUGAAGAUGAUGAGCUGCAAGUCACUGGUUCGAAUGAUCUCAGCACCCAACGCGUUUGUUAUGGCAAGGUACAAUCAGCUAUGGUCAAUGCUGCCGUGGUACCUAAGCCGAGAGAUGAUGCCAAGUCAAUAUUUCCAGAUCAGUGGCCAGCAUUGAAGCUCGACUUGCGAAGGGCCCCAGACAAAGCUAGCAUCAAAAUCGAAGUCAUAGAUCCACAAGGCAACGUCUUUGGCUUGAUUGAUCCUAAAACUGCCGCUGCCCUUUGCCCGCUACUCGACUCGCCUACCUUAAGUUUGGAUAUCACAGCACGCCUGGAAAUGCGCCCUGUCAUGCAGAAUGAAGUUCCAGGGAGCCCAACAUCGGCAAACUAUCGGGCUUCGUUGAUUCUAUAUGGAGAACGUCAGCGCGCAGAGAUUGUUGGCCGUUAUUUGGGCCAAAAGAAUGUCUGGCUCGGCCAUCCAGCGAUGGUGGAGAAGGGAACCCCACUAUGGAACCCUCAUGAACAUUACAAAAGAAUGUUAAAUGCACCCGGGGCCACCUCUAACAACAAUGAUCGCCUCGGGCAGAGAUAUGAAGUCAGAUCCGCCGAAGAAAUAACCGACUCCGUGACCAAAAUGUUCAAUCAGCUCGUCAGUGCUGAUGUCCCCAUGAUGGAAGCCCCAGAUGAAUUAUUGACACCCUUGUUACCUCAUCAAAAGCAAGCCUUAUGGUUCAUGACGGAGAAAGAGCUGCCUCGAAAGUUUGGGCCUGAAGAAGCUGAUAACAACUCACUUUGGCGCAUUCGGUAUGCCGCAAAUGGCCAGAAAGAAUACAAGGAAAUAAUAACGGGCCUUGUACAGCAUGAGGAACCACCUCAAGUCCUCGGGGGGCUGUUAGCGGAUAUGAUGGGACUGGGGAAAACGCUGAGCAUACUUUCACUGGCUGUGUCUUCUCUUCCACGAGCACUUGAGUGGGAAAAGAUGCCCCCUGCCCCAAAGUUGGCGCGCAAAAUUCCCGGUGUCCGUUGCACUCGAACUACUUUAUUGAUCGUGCCAUUGAGUGCGGUCAAGAAUUGGACAAUGCAAAUCCAAGAACAUCUCAAACCGGACACACUGAAUUAUUAUGUUUUUCACGGGCCAAACAGAAAACUUGAUUUGAAGGAGCUCAGCGGUUUUGACCUUAUCAUCACAACCUAUAGUACCAUCCUCAGCGAAAUCCAGGAUCGUUCUAAUCGUGGUCCUAGUCCUUUGACCAAGAUGUACAUGUUCCGUAUUGUUCUUGAUGAAGCUCAUACAAUUCGGGAACAAAGCGCUCAACAGACUAAAGCAGUUCUUAGUCUUCAUGGCUUGCGUCGCUGGUCUGUAACAGGAACUCCUAUCCAAAACCGCCUGGAGGAUCUUCUUUCUGUCACGAGAUUUUUACGACUCUUCCCUUAUGAAGACCGUGGCCGUUUCAAUCAAUUUAUAGUCAGUCGGUUCAAAUCUGGCGACUCCACAGUUCUUACUAGCCUGCGGGUUUUCAUUGACUCGUUUACCCUACGCCGGGUUAAGGACAGAAUUAAUCUGCCGCCACGAGAGGACAAAAUUAUUACCCUUGAAUUCUCUGAAAGCGAGAGAGACCUGCAUGAACGAUUCCGCAACGAAUCUAAUGUUAUGAUGCGUGUUCUGACCGGCGAGGGCAAGUCUAACAUGGGCGGACGUGUGUAUCACCAUGUGUUGAAAGCCAUGAUGAUACUUCGACAAGUUAGUGCCCAUGGCAAAGAGCUUCUUGAUCUCGAAGACCGAGAACGAAUCAAAGGCCUAACUGUUCAUGACGCUAUUGAUCUCGAGGAAAAUGGGUCUGACGAAGACCCUGCCGCCGGUAGGAAAAAGGCAUUCAACAUGUUCAUGCUGAUGCAGGAAUCAUCCGCUGAUCAGUGUGCUAUUUGCAAAAGUCAUAUUGAAGAGCCUCUCAAUGGGUCGGGAGAUGUUGAUCAAGAUGCGCCUAUGGCUGUCUUCAUGCCUUGCUUUGAUGUUUUUUGCCCAAGUUGCUUUCACAAAUGGAGGCGUACUUGGGAACCAGGCAAUGACAAUCCGAUCAUGUGCAAAGCCUGCGAUGGUUGGUCGACUAAAAAUUUCGUCGUCAUAACACUAGAGGGGCUGAAUAAGUUUGCCUCCGAAAAGGCCCUACAAAGGCAGAAUCGCAAAAGUGGCAAGGUUUUGGGCGACUAUGAAGGCCCUCACACCAAAACUCUUGCAUUGAUCCAUCAUCUGCAAGUGAGUCUUGCGGAAAGCAUUGCCCUGGUGGGGGAGCCUCCAAUCAAAAGUGUUAUCUUUUCCCAAUGGACUUCACAUUUAGAUUUGAUUGAGAUCGCCCUGAAGAACCAUGGGCUCGGUACAUUCACGCGCCUGGAUGGUACAAUGUCUCUGGCUGCCCGUGGCAGGGCACUGGAUGAAUUUGCCAAAAAUGACAACAUUACCAUCUUACUGGCCACUAUUGGCGCUGGUGGUGUUGGCUUGAACCUGACAUCUGCAUCUCGAGUUUAUGUCAUGGAGCCACAUUAUAACCCCGCUGCUGUUGCGCAGGCUGUGGAUCGUGUGCAUCGACUGGGUCAAACGCGACCUGUUCAAACAGUUCAGUUCAUCAUGAAAGGCAGUAUCGAGGAGAAGAUCCUCGAACUGGCGAAGAAGAAGCAGCAGCUCGCUGACAUGAGCAUGAAUAGAGGGAAACUGGACCGAAAAGAAGUCCAGGAGCAACGGAUGCAAGAAUACCGUUCUCUAUUCAAAUGA
Molecule: messenger RNA, 3273 nt
Organism: Penicillium angulare
Lineage: Eukaryota; Fungi; Ascomycota; Eurotiomycetes; Eurotiales; Aspergillaceae
Product: DEAD/DEAH box helicase
Exons: 1
Coding region: 1-3273 (1090 amino acids)
Molecular function (GO): ATP binding; ATP-dependent chromatin remodeler activity
Source: RefSeq, a predicted model, not a curated record